AUGGCUGAGGAGGAAAACAAAGAGUUGGAGAUUGAUGCAGAGGAAAAGGCUGGCAAGCUGGAGCAGGCGCUUAGCAACAGAGGAAAGAAUUUGCCCACAGAGGAACUUCUGUUGGUGGAACAGAAGCGGCUGGACUCCCUGAUAGGCUAUGGGUUGGACUCCCAAGGGCUGGACUCCCUGACUGGCUAUGGGUCAGACUCCCAAGGGCUGGACUCCCUGAUAGGCUAUGGGUUAGACUCCAAUGGGCUGGACUCCCUGACAGGCUAUGGGUCGGUCGCCCAAGGGUUGGACUCCCUGACUGGCUAUGGGUUAGACUCCCAAGGGCUGGACUCCCUGAUAGGCUAUGGGUCAGACUUCCAAGAGCUGGACUCCCUGACAGGCUUUGGGUCGGACUCCCAAGGGCUGGACUCCCAAGGGCUGGACUCCCUGAUAGGCUAUGGGUUAGACUCCAAUGGGCUGGACUCCCUGACAGGCUAUGGGUCGGUCUCCCAAGGGUUGGACUCCCUGACUGGCUAUGGGUCAGACUCCCAAGGGCUGGACUCCCUGAUAGGCUAUGGGUCAGACUUCCAAGAGCUGGACUCCCUGACAGGCUUUGGGUCGGACUCCCAAGGGCUGGACUCCCUGACAGGCUUUGGGUCGGAAUCCUAA
Messenger RNA from Dreissena polymorpha, 648 nucleotides. Its product is annotated as filaggrin-2-like. The transcript is spliced from 3 exons. NCBI's taxonomy places the organism in Eukaryota, Metazoa, Mollusca, Bivalvia, Myida, Dreissenidae. The coding region runs from base 1 to 648 and encodes 215 amino acids. The record is from RefSeq and is a predicted model, not a curated record.